This is a messenger RNA of Micropterus salmoides (largemouth bass), 3835 nucleotides long. It is a transcript of the gene arfip1, whose product is annotated as ADP-ribosylation factor interacting protein 1 (arfaptin 1). Lineage: Eukaryota; Metazoa; Chordata; Actinopteri; Centrarchiformes; Centrarchidae. The transcript is spliced from 10 exons. Gene Ontology annotation, cellular component: trans-Golgi network membrane. The record is from RefSeq and is a predicted model, not a curated record. Gene Ontology annotation, molecular function: protein domain specific binding; phospholipid binding. Gene Ontology annotation, biological process: regulation of Arp2/3 complex-mediated actin nucleation; intracellular protein transport. The coding region runs from base 269 to 1789 and encodes 506 amino acids.
GCUUCUGAUGACAGCACAGGGCCUGGACAGCGUAGUCUUUCCGGGGUUCAAAUAAGAAGUCUAUGUGCUCGAAGAGAGACGAAGACCACCGAUGAUAAAUUGGUAGUUUAUCUAUGCAACGUUUGCAUUAACCUCAGGCGCACCGCUUUUCAAAGAAACAUCCACUGCGGCACGGCACCAAGGAUUUCAGUGACUUAACUACUAACGUUACAGGGUUACAACGGCUAACUGUUCACAGCUAAAUAGUUAGCCACGGCCGCAGACAGGUAUGUCUGAAGUUAGUCUUGAGGCUGAAUCGGGGAAGACCUCCGCCGAGGACCCUCAGAUGGUUUGCGGUGAAGCUGACAAAGCAGAGGGGAGUUUGAGUCAGGAUGUAAAUCAGGAGAGUGUAGAUAGCAGUAAGGGAUCAGACGAUGGAGAUGAAGUGCUGUAUGACAUUGAUAUUGACAGUGCUGAAGAAAAUCCAGAAAACAGUGACGAGGAUGUUCAGAAGGAGGAUGAGAGCGUUCAGAGCGAGAGUGUAGUGACAUGCUGUGCCAGUGAGGCUUCACACAUGUCUGACAGUGUAGACAAUGGGGGACAUGAGGCAAAUCACCAUGGUGAAACAGCUGAAACACCAGAGGAAAGUGGAGAUUCUCACACUGAAACAAAGGAAGGCACAAUGGCUGAGGAGUCGCAUAGAAGCUCAGCUGCUGAGAUCCCAGUCACGAGCAAUGGAGACCUGGAUCAGGGCCCUGAGACGGUAUUCCAGAGGGACUCUUACCCCAGUGGCCCUGGGGGCCUAAACCUAUCAGAGUCCUGUGUCACCUCCAGCAACUUUGCUUCAACAACAGAGGGCAUCAUUGAAUCAGGACCUUACAAAGGGUCAGCAAGCCUGCCCGCGACUCCCGUGGCACCUAUAGCUCCCAGCUCGGCUGUUGCUAGCCGCCUGGCACGCUCUUCCAGCGAUAGUCAGGCUGAGAAAGGCAUGAUGAAACCACAGCCACAGAGUGGAGCAGUGGUCCUUUCAGAUGACUUAAAGAACCCAGCUAUGGAAAAAUUGGACCUUGUGAGAAAGUGGAGCAUCAACACAUAUAAAUGUACCAGGCAGAUCCUGUCAGAGAAGCUGGGUCGGGGCUCGAGGACUGUAGACAUGGAGCUGGAGGCUCAAAUUGAAGUCCUCCGUGACAAUAAGAGAAAGUACCAGCAUGUAAUCAAGCUGGCUCAGACGCUGGCCAAUCAGCUGUCCCAGAUGAUGCAGACGCAGAGGCAGCUGGGUGACGCCUUUGCCGACCUGAGCCUCAAGUCACCAGAACUCCAUGAGGAGUUUGGCUACAACGCUGACACCCAAAAGCUUUUGUCCAAAAAUGGAGAGACACUGCUGGGUGCGAUCACUUUUUUCAUCUCAAGUGUUAAUACACUCGUGGACAAAACAAUCGAAGACACCAUGCUUAAUAUCAAACAGUAUGAAUUUGCCAGGGUUGAGUAUGAUGCGUACCGUACAGACUUGGAGGAGUUAAAUCUGGGGCCACGUGAUGCCACCACCAUGACCAAGAUUGAGCUGUCCCAGCAGCAGUUCCAGAUCCACCGCGAGAAGUAUGAGAGGAUGAGAAACGACGUCUCCAUCAAGCUGAAGUUCCUGGAAGAGAACAAGGUGAAGGUAUUGCAUAACCAGCUCAUCCUGUUCCACAAUGCUAUAGCUGCGUACUACGCUGGAAACCAACAGCAGCUAGAAGAGACACUCAAGCAGUUCCAUAUCAAGUUGAAAAUGCCAGGUGGGGACAGUCCAUCUUGGUUGGAAGAGCACUAAUUACUCCUUCUGAAGCCCCUGUGGCUCAGUUUGACAGGAAAUGUCAAAUUCUACAGAAACUACAGGAACCCCUCUCCUCCUUUCAGCUCUGUCACUGCCUUUCAAACUUUCAGAAUUGUAAAUCUUUUAACUCAAUACAGAAAAUUGUGGGGGGGGGGGCUCUUACAAUCCAUUUUACUCUUGAUGUUAAAUCAUACUUUUCAUCUUGCAGUUAUUUCAAAUAAUAGGAAAUGCACUUUUGUACUGUUUGACAAAUCUAUUGAACAGGAGUUGCUGCAGUAAAGACAUUUGGAAACUCUAAAUGGCCUUUUGUAUUCCAGCAUAUGAAUGUUUUAUCUCAGCACGGCGUACAUGUUGGCUCUGUAAGGGCAGCUAUGGGAUCAAAAUUACAUUAUUCACAUUAUUCUUGUCAGCUGACUGAGAUGGGGGAUAAAUGCUUUAUGAAAGUGUAAUCGGGAAGCUUCACGAGACUCUGAACAUGAAUUCUCAUGAUUUGACACCUGCUGUGAUAAACGGGGCAAAAUGGCAUUCAGAUUUCAAGAUCUUGCGAAUGCAAACUGGCCACUGUUAUAUGUAAACUGUUCAAAGUGAGUAAAGACAUUUUGGGUAACGCUUAUUUGCUUGGAUGCUGAGGGUUAGAUGAGAACUUCAACACCACUCUUAUCUGUGUAUAUAUAAGGCCGCUUAGCUUAGCUUAUGGUAAAGACUUGACACGGGGAAAAGAGCUGGUCUGGCUUUGUCCAAAGGUAAAAUAUUCUGACUACCAGCACCUCUGAAUUUCACUAAUACAAAAACCAAAGUGUAAAAACAAAUCAAGUUGUGGCUUUAUGAGAGGUUAUGUGCCUCAGGAUAGAGCCAGGCUAGUUGCUUCCAGCUCAUUCCAGUUUUUAUGGCUACGGUAAGCUAACCAGCUGCAGGCUGUAGCCUCAUACUUAAUACACCUAACUGUCAGCAAGAAAACAAAUAAGAGUAUUUACCAAAAUGUUAAACUUUUUAAGCCUUUUAAAUUGAUAAUUAAAAAUAAUAUUGAUGGCCGUUCACAACAAAUCCUGCAUGUUGUGAUAUGAUACAUGAUACUACUUUUAAUCGAUCCCCCCCCCACUCUACAUUCAUGACACACGACUGGAUGCGUUAAAGUGUUGAUUCUUUUAAAUUCCAGAAAAUGAAGGACUAGCCUUAUGUGACUAAAUGUGCCUUGAUUUCUUUAUUUGUUCUCUUCCCCUCCGAACUAUGAAAUCUGGUCUUGCUGUUGAAAAACAGGCGCACUCACUACCAGUUUCCGGGACCAACUCUUGAAGAAAGAGAACCGACCCAAACACACAUGCACACACACACACACACACUCAGAGGACGUACAGUAGAGCCUGUACAACUUUACCUGUUGAUACACUCCACACAACACAAACGAUAGCUGUAUUUAAAAAGAAAUACUCCAUUAACUUCAGAAAGUCUAAAUUAAUAUUAAGACUUGAUGUUCUCAGAUACGUUUAUCCAUAUUGCACAUUUAUGCAUUUGAGACAAGUUACAAAAAAAACUUGCAAGAAUUGUAUAAUAUGUAAGGUGAAAACCAAAAUGCGAUUAACUUGAGAAACUUUUUGUCUUUUGUAAAAUUUAAAGACCAGCAUCCUUUGCCUGAGCUGCUAACAGUUUCAUUUCAUCAGGCUAGAAAAAAGCAUAUUUUUCAAAGACGACAUAUUGUAUGCUGGUAUUGAUAACCAGCUGUCAUGUGUCUCCACUUUGUUGAUUUGUACUUCCUAUUGCUCACCAUAGCAAAUUGAGAGUGUGAAUCUUGUACAACAAUCUGUUGUUUCCCUGAAAUAGAUAUAUAUUUCUAUUUUACCUUGAUUAUGUAGUCUAUGACCAAUGCUGCCAUUUGGCUUUGGGUUUUUUUUCCCUUAAGACCUACAGACGGAUGUGCUAGUACUAGUAUGUGCUAGUGGAUCUCUACCUUUUGUAAUAAUGAAACAUUAACAAAUGUUGAGUUAAGAAAGGAUUCUGAAUGUUGUGUAACCUCUUUGGGGAAAAAUAAAAGUUUCUUUUCUCUAA